CCCAUUCAACCUCUGUAGUCAGCAGAACGAGUAGCUCAGCAGAGUAACACAGCAUCCACGGCUACAGCAUCCUGCAGAUGACUGUGCUCCACGGAGGAGAGGGAGGGGGGAAAAAAGAGCAAGUGUUGGAGAGAAAAAGGGUAGAUUCAAAGAUGAGUACAGACUGAGAGAAACACAGAAGGAGUAAGAGGGAAAUGAAACGAAUUGAGUAAACGCCGCUGCCCGCCUGAGGACCACUGCAGCUGUACUAAAUCUGGGGCUGUCAGGCCAACGCUCAGCAGAGCAGUGAGUGAGAGCAGAGGGAGCAGAGGAGAAAAAGAAGUGAUUUGAAGAGCUGAUCACAUCACUCUGGACAAGCAGGGAUGGGAACUCAGAGAGCCUCUCCAUCAGCAGAUCAAACUUCACACAGGAAAAGUGCCUUCGGAUCACCAGUCUGAACCUGCCUCUUCAGAGGAGUGAAGAAAACGGGUAAAACAAGAGAGUUAUUCUCUUAGUUCCCAAAAGGUGAAACCUUGCACAGGAUCUCUGACGACUGCACUGCUGAGUUCAGCUCAAGUCUCUGCUGUCCUCUUCCCAAGCCCCCCCCAGGUCCUCCCUCGCACCUGCCUGCUCUCGGUGAAUGUCUUCUCUGUGUGCACUUCCACUGCUCGGCAGUUGAACACACUCAUGGUCGAUGCCAAGGGAAGGAACAUGAAAUGUCUGACUUUCUUCUUAAUGCUUCCAGAGUCAGUGAAAAGCAAGUCGAGUAAAAGCUCCAAGAAAGGGAAUGCCAGUGGCAGCUCCAAGCUGCCCCCAGUCUGUUAUGAGAUAAUCACUCUGAGGAGCAAAAAGAAGAAGAAGAUGGCAGCGGAUAUUUUUCCCACCAAAAAGCCAGCAUCCACCACGACAGUGCAACAGUACCAGCAGCAGAACCUCAACAACAACAACACCAUACAGAACUGUAACUGGCAGGGACUCUACUCUACUAUAAGAGAAAGAAAUUCAGUAAUGUUCAACAAUGAGCUGAUGGCAGAUGUUCACUUUGUGGUGGGUCAGCCUGGAAGAACCCAGCGGCUGCCGGGACACAGAUAUGUUUUGGCUGUGGGCAGCUCAGUGUUCCACGCCAUGUUUUAUGGUGAACUGGCUGAAAACAAGGAUGAAAUCCAUAUUCCAGAUGUGGAACCGGCAGCAUUUCUGGCAAUGUUGAAGUACAUUUACUGUGAUGAGAUUGACCUGAGUGCUGACACAGUGUUGGCCACUCUUUAUGCUGCCAAAAAGUACAUUGUCCCUCACCUGGCACGUGCCUGCGUCAACUUCCUGGAGACCAGCCUGAGUGCCAAGAAUGCCUGCGUGUUGCUCUCCCAGAGCUGCCUGUUCGAGGAGCCGGAGCUGACACAGCGCUGCUGGGAAGUGAUUGAUGCCCAGGCUGAGCUGGCGUUACGCUCUGAGGGCUUUUGUGACAUCGACGCCCAGACCCUGGAGAGUAUCCUACAGCGAGAGACACUCAACGCUAAAGAGAUAGUGGUAUUUGAGGCGGCACUCAGUUGGGCUGAGGCUGAAUGCCAGAGACAGGAGCUCACCUCUUCGACUGACAACAAGCGUAAGGUUUUGGGCAAGGCCAUGUACCUGAUACGUAUCCCUACAAUGGCUCUGGAUGAUUUUGCCAAUGGAGCAGCCCAGUCGGGCGUGUUGACGCUUAAUGAGACCAAUGACAUCUUCCUGUGGUACACGGCAGCUAAGAAACCUGAGCUGCAGUUUGUCAGCCAGCCCAGGAAGGGCUUGACACCCCAGCGCUGCCACAGAUUCCAGUCCUGUGCCUAUAGGAGCAAUCAGUGGCGCUAUCGGGGCCGCUGUGACAGUAUACAGUUUGCAGUGGAUAAAAGAGUUUUUAUUGCUGGGUUUGGACUGUACGGAUCUAGCUGUGGCUCAGCAGAGUACAGUGCCAAGAUUGAGCUGAAACGUCAAGGAGUACUGCUGGGACAAAACCUCAACAAAUACUUCUCUGAUGGUUCCAGCAACACCUUCCCAGUGUGGUUUGAGUAUCCAGUCCAGAUUGAGCCUGAUACAUUCUACACUGCCAGUGUGGUUCUGGAUGGAAAUGAGCUGAGCUACUUUGGACAGGAAGGGAUGACAGAGGUGCAGUGUGGGAAAGUGACAUUUCAGUUCCAGUGCUCCUCAGAUAGCACUAACGGCACAGGGGUGCAAGGGGGACAGAUUCCUGAGCUCAUCUUCUACGCUUGACAAGCCCUGUGCAUAUAUUUGACAGAUUUUAAAUGCACUUAUGGAAAAUAGAAAAUGAUCACUUUGUGCAUAGUGUCACUUUCUGUUAUUUAUUUUUGUCACGACUGUGCAAAAAAAAAAUCUGAUCUCAGACCUGUGAGAGGGUCUUAUGUGGUUUUGAUUUUAGUAAAUGGUCCACUUGAGUAGGACCAACUCUAUUUCAAGAUGUUGGAUUGUUAAAAUACACAGAUGAACAAAAGUCCUAAAAGAUUAAAAAAUAUCUUGCACUAGAUGUGCAUGUAUAUAUAUGAAUAUAUGUAAAUUCUGAAAUGUAUAUGAUGCCACAAUUGUGGUCAACUCUGGCCACAAAGAUAUCUUAUAUGAUGAAUAUGCUACAGUAUGUUUAUUAUGUCUAUGCUUCAGUGACUGAUAAAAAGAUAGACGAUAUCUCAGCUCUCCAAAGGUGAAGCCAAAACAUCUUGAUCGCCCCCUGGUGGCUGGAUGUAGUAUAGGUCAUAAACCCCGCCCUUGCUCUUUAGCGGAUGGAACAAAAUUUUAAAAAAAUCAAGGCACAACUCAAAUAAUUUUUUCUCAAAGAUGGUGUUUGUCAUUUUAGGUAGUCCUUAUCAUGCUGGUGUUUGUUCAAAUGUUCAUUUUUCGUAUAACUUUGGUUUUAAUUUAAUAGUAUAAAAACAGGAUGUGACAUCAUGACUGACAGUUGUGACUGACUCACAGUUAGUAGAGUGGGUGUAUGGGUGGGAAUUGGAUACCAUAACAGCACCAACACAUGAUCACUACCGCCUAGACUCUGGCUCCAAAUGACGUCAGUGGCACAAGAUGGCUGCAUUCAUAUCUGGGCUGUUUUGGCUUCAUUUAGGCAAAGUGGGGGGGGGGGGGGGGGUGGAAAUGUGUUGUCCAUCUUUAUAUAUAGUCAUUGCUAUGCUUGCAUAGAAUGCACACAUAGAGCAGCAAUACUUCACAUUCUAUAUUCUACAAUGAGCAUUUCCUGUCAUGACUCAGUCUGGACCAUCAGCAUUAUAAUGGAAGUCAAAAAGGCUGUAUGAUACUCAAAGCAACAUUUCAAGCCAUGAUUAUGGUUACAAACACUUUUUGUCCUGUUGUAGUGUGUAAUACCCAUUAGGCAUUCAUAUUUGAGUGGUUUCAAUUGAAUCUACAGCUUUCUGAUACUUUGAAUAUAGUAAUGGGGCACUUAGAGAGGGCUUGAGGGGGUCUUAGAUUAGGGAGCACUAGAUAUAAUGACACACAUAACCCCUACAGUAUCUCUCUGUAGCAUGUUGCUCUGCACCUACAGUCAUCUCAGUCACUCCAGUGAGUUAUAAUUUAGAUCAGUGUCAUUAUGUUUACAGUGAAAAUUAACUUAAAGUGAUCACCAUUCAUCACUACGAGGUGGAGUGAAAGAUUUCUUUGGUUUACUAUUGGGAUCUGUCUGCACUGCAAAUACUUACAGCAUGGGCAGAACGGUUCCAUUUCAUCUGACAUAUACUACUAAUUGUUACUGCACCUUGGUUUAGUUUACAGCAGAAAAGAUCAACAACUGGUUCAGUGUUAGAAGCUGUUUAUCUUAUGGACAUUUACUUCUCUUUGUUAAAAACCCCGUGCACUCUGAACUGCUGAGCACUCCCUCUCAAUGUGAUCAUACAGUAUCAGUAUUUGCAGAAGCAUACUGUAUAUGCUCCAGAAUUGCACUGAUGUUGGUUUGUAACUGAAUUUGUUAUUUUGUUUUUCUUGUUAUUUUCAAUGAGGCAGAUUUUUUGAUUUAAUGUGCUAUUGAAUAUUCUUUCUGGUGUAGGAUAAACAUCCACAGGCUUGUCUGCAGAUGACAAUGGAUGGGCAAACUGGUGUUCAUGUCCUGUGUUUACGUGCUACAGUGCUGGGAGACCAACGAAUGUGUAUGACUGUUGAUGAUUCAAAUAAACAAAACAAGUGGUA
Molecule: messenger RNA, 4149 nt
Organism: Lates calcarifer (barramundi perch)
Lineage: Eukaryota; Metazoa; Chordata; Actinopteri; Centropomidae
Gene: btbd3b
Product: BTB (POZ) domain containing 3b
Exons: 4
Coding region: 667-2220 (517 amino acids)
Biological process (GO): neurogenesis; dendrite morphogenesis; cerebral cortex development
Cellular component (GO): cytosol
Molecular function (GO): protein binding
Source: RefSeq, a predicted model, not a curated record